Lobosporangium transversale is the source of this 351-nucleotide messenger RNA. RefSeq lists its product as hypothetical. NCBI's taxonomy places the organism in Eukaryota, Fungi, Mortierellomycota, Mortierellomycetes, Mortierellales, Mortierellaceae. The transcript is spliced from 3 exons. The record is from RefSeq and is a predicted model, not a curated record. The coding region runs from base 1 to 351 and encodes 116 amino acids.
AUGUUAUGCUGCUGCAUGACUACAUCGUGCGUUUUGAUUAGCACAGCCAACUGUGGCUCGUGCUUAAUUAAAGCUGCAUGUUUUCAAUGGAGUAUACAUCAUGUCAACCAUUGCAUACUUGGCCAUCUCCAGUUGAAGAAGACAUCUUCAGAUGGUGAUCCAGAUAUCUGCAUUACCCAGAGUGACACCGUUUACUCAGCGCAUAAGAGAAGAGCAAAUAAGAUGCUCAUGUAUUGCGAAGAAACUAUACUACGAGGCAUUCCUUUGCUCCGGAGCUGCUGCAGCUUUACUUCACUGAAGACAAGAGGGGCAGAUGCGGUAGGAGAUCUAGGUCGUUUUGGUGGAUUGUGA